GCCCCUCCCCCAGCCCCGCACUCGCCUGUCUUCCUCCAACAAACAAAGAGGCGCUGUGAACCAAUUAAAAGCUUUGAAGCAUUCCAGCGCGCCGAACCAUCCAACCACCGAGGCGCUUCUAGACGCUUCGAACCAAUGAAGCAGUGAAGCAGCGAUGACGCCGGAGGCUUCGGCCGUCUCCGGGGCGAGACCGAAGCAGGUCCGGCUCCUGCUUCGAACCCGUCCGCUUCGGGAGGCUUUGCGGGCUCCGCGUCACCUCCACCGCCCCGCAGCUCCUCCGCUCCGCCCGUGAGAUGGAGCCGGGCCCCCGCGGACUCACGCACUUCCACAAGACGCACAUCCUGCGGGACUUCAUCGCGGAGGAGCUGAACCUGGCCGCGCGGGACAUCAUCGAGGAGAUGGAGAGGACCAUGGCGGGCUACGAGGAGAGGACCUCCGGGCUGAAGCAGGAGAUCGAGGAGCAGAGGAGGCAGCUGGAGUACCUGCACCCCGAGAGCUCCACGGACCACAGCAGGAAGAGGCCUCGUUCUCAGAUGUGGGAGCACUUCGAGCUGAUCAGUCCAAACAGGCUGCAGUGUCUGCUGUGUCCUCAGCAGUUGUCUUAUAACAACAACACCUCGUCCAUGAUGAGGCACUUCAAAGCCAAGCAUGACGGCAUCCUAGAACCAGAUUACGACAAGAAGCAGGAGCUGGACCAGGCUCUGGUCAACCUGGUGGUGAAGGACUCCCAGCCGUGCUCCAUCGUGGAGGAUCGGGGCUUCAGGGACUUUGUGAAGAAGCUGGACCCGUCCUACGCGCUACCGAGCAAACAGGCCCUGAAGAAGAUGGUGGACGACCGCUAUCAGGAGGAGAAGGCCGAGGCGCAGGCGCAGCUGCGGGGGGCGGAGGGCGUCAGCCUGACGGUGGACCUGUGGACGUCCGUGGACGCGCGCCUGGCGGUGGCCUGUCACUACGUGCUGGAUAACUCCAAGCUGGCCACGGUGCUGCUGGGGGUUCUGCCGUUCCCUCAGAACCACAGUUCCGCGGAGGUGGCGGACGCUCAGAGGACCCUGAUGGCGGAGUGGGGGCUGGAGGGGAAGGUGAAGUGCCUCGUGAGCGACGCCACGCCGAGCAUGAUGGCCGCCGCGGACGACUUGGCCGUACCGCAUGUGGAGUGCAUCGCCCACGCCCUGAACAGCGUGGUUCAGAGGGCUCUGGAUAAAACAGCGGGUCUGAAAGUUCUGCGCCGGCGGGCGGGCGAGGUGGUGGCGGUCUUCCGGUCCAGCGCCGCAGCGAAGGAGAAGCUGAGGAUCAAGCAGCUGAAGCUGGCUCUCCCCGCCACCAAGCUGGUGCGGGAGGAGAGCUCACGCUGGACCAGCACCUUCCUGAUGCUGCAGAGCCUGCUUGAUGCGCGGCGGGCCAUAGGCUCCGCCCUCACCGCCCUCGGGGCCAAGGUGGAGCCUCUGUCCUGCGACGAGAGCGAAACGGCGGCGGCCUGUCUGCAGGUGCUGAAGCCGUUUUACACGGCGACCGUGGAGAUGUCGGAGCAGAAGCGGGUGCUGGGGUCCAUGGGGAUCCCGCUGAUCAAGAUGCUGCUCCUCGCCACGGAGGAGGUGGCGGAAGACUCGGACAAUGUGACGGCGGAGCUGCUGGGCCAGAACUUGUCCAUGGGCCUCAGGAGGGAGUUCGACGGCCUGGAGGACAACCCCGUCCUGUCCCUGGCCACGCUGCUCGACCCCCGGUUCAAAACCAUCGGCUUCCGCUGCCAAGAGAAGGCCCAGCAUGCCGUGCAAACCCUGACCGCCGAGUGUGCGGCGCUGGUGAGGCCCACGGCGGACAGAUCCACAGAGCGACCAGCUCGAGCGACCUCCACGGGUAAGAACCCAGCUUUCAACCUCUGGAAGAGUCUGGACGACCAGGCCACCAUGGUGAGAACCCACAGCAACGCCACAGCGGACGCCACGCUGGAGGUCCAGCGCUACAUGACGGAUCCUCCCUUGGAGCGGUCAGAAGAUCCUCUGGUCUACUGGAACGAACACAAAAACAUUUACCCGCACCUGUUCUCCCUGGCCAAGAAGCACCUGUGCAUCCCCGCCUCCUCCGUGCCCUUCGAGCGCGUCUUCUCCAAAGCUGGAGAGGUUUUCAGCCGGAAACGGAACCGGCUCAGUCCAAAGGCAGCAGAGAAAAUACUGCUUCUUAACAAGGACAUCUGAGACUCCACGUUCAUGUUCUCUGCUGUUCUCGGCCUGCAGCUCGUCCAGCUGCUGCUUUCUCUGCACCUGACGGAGCGACGCAGGAACUAGACCCAGAGCCAAUGAGGAUUCGACAGAUGAGCUUGUGUGACCAUCACCUCUGCAGAGGAACCGACACAAACACCAGGAGAACCGACUCAAACACCAGAAGAACCGACUCGAACAUCA
Oryzias melastigma (Indian medaka) is the source of this 2399-nucleotide messenger RNA. RefSeq names its product zinc finger BED domain-containing protein 4. The transcript has 5 exons. NCBI's taxonomy places the organism in Eukaryota, Metazoa, Chordata, Actinopteri, Beloniformes, Adrianichthyidae. The coding region runs from base 294 to 2192 and encodes 632 amino acids. Gene Ontology annotation, molecular function: protein dimerization activity; DNA binding. The record is from RefSeq and is a predicted model, not a curated record.